This is a messenger RNA of Vespa velutina, 2873 nucleotides long. RefSeq names its product retinoblastoma-binding protein 5 homolog (gene Rbbp5). The transcript has 7 exons. Lineage: Eukaryota; Metazoa; Arthropoda; Insecta; Hymenoptera; Vespidae. Gene Ontology annotation, cellular component: Set1C/COMPASS complex. The record is from RefSeq and is a predicted model, not a curated record. Bases 1017 to 2414 code for a protein of 465 amino acids. Gene Ontology annotation, molecular function: protein binding.
AGAUACGUCGUCGAUACGCAUUUGUUUCGCGAAAAAUGUACAGGGAAUAAUAAAUAUAACUGAUACAUAUAUAAUAAUUAGUAUAUAAAUUUACGAUAGAAAAUAAGAUUUUAUCGAAUGUUUUGUUAAUAAUAAUUAGUGAUAUAUUUAUAUAUUAUAUUAUUUUAAUAUAAAUUAAAAUAUAAGAUGUAUCUGUCGAUGUAUGAUUAUCAAGAACUUUACUUAUUGAUUGUACGCGCGAUAAAUCAUUACGUAAGAUAAUACAAUUUUUUCUUUUUUUGUUAUUAUACAUUAUCAUUAUUAUAUGUAUAUCUAAUGUAUAUAAUAUAAGUAUAUUCUUUUACUUUUUCUUAUCAUUGUUAUUAUUAUAUUAUAUAUUAUUAUGGUAAUAGUGAUAGUAAUGGUAAUAUAAAGUGGGCUACUUCUAUAGAGGAAAGUAUAAAAACAAAAUAGUGUACAAUUUUUAAUUUGAAAUUUAACAAUAUCGUAAAAAAAUGAAAUAUGGUAUGUGGGAUAUGGUAAGAAAAAAAAAAAACUUUGAUUACAUACUCAGAGAACUAACCUAUAUAAAUUCGUAAGUAUUCAUUUUUUAUUUUUUUUUUAUUUCUUUUUUUUAAUAAUAAAAGUAUUAUUUUACGAUAAGUUUUCUAUCAACUCGUUAUAACAAUUAUUAUUAACGAUUGUAAUAUAACAAUGUUCAAUAUUACUAAUAGUAUACGCGGAUACAUGAUAAAAUGUAUGACUAAAAUUAUUUUAUAUUUUAAUUAAUUUUAAAUUAUUAACUAAUUUUAAUUAUUAAUUAAUAGUUUAUCAAGCUAAAUACUAGUAUAUUCGAUUAUCUUGCUGUCAAUAAGUACACCAGUGUUAUUACCAACAAUGAAAAUCAAAUUAAAUGUUGGUAUUCCUGCUUUAGUGGAUUUUUCUCUGCAUUAAAAAUUUACUACACUUUUGAUGACAGAUCAACGUUAUAACAACAAUUGUAAUCGAGGAAAGAAAUAUAAUAUAAUUUUACGAAAAUGAAUUUGGAAUUAUUAGAAUCAUUCGGUCAGAAUUAUCCAGAGGAAUUUGAUGGUACAUUGGAUUGUAUAUCGCUUGCUGUGACAUGUACAUUUAACAAACGAGGAACCUUACUUGCUGUUGGUUGUAAUGAUGGUAGGAUAGUUAUAUGGGAUUUUCUGACACGUGGGAUAGCAAAGAUCAUCAGUGCACAUGUACAUCCAGUUUGUUCAUUGAGUUGGUCUAGAAAUGGGCAUAAGUUGCUGAGUGCUUCCACAGAUAAUAAUGUUUGCAUAUGGGAUGUUCUGUCUGGGGAAUGCGAUCAGAAAUAUAGGUUUCCUUCGCCAAUCUUAAAAGUUCAAUUUCAUCCAAGAAAUUUAAAUAAAUUUUUAGUAUGCCCAAUGAGACAUGCUGCUGUAAUGGUUGAUGUCGAAGGCACACACAGGGUCAUACCUCUUGAUGAAGACAGUGAUUUAAAUAUAGUAGCAUCAUUUGAUAGAAGAGGUGAUUAUGUAUAUACUGGAAAUGCUAGAGGUAGAAUUUUGGUCUUAGAUGCAGAAUAUUUAACUGUUAAGGCAUCUUACAAAAUUUCACAAGGUACUGCCAGUAAUACGGCAGUAAAGAGCAUUGAAUUUGCAAGACGUGGUUCAUGUUUUCUUGUUAACACUUCCGAUAGAGUAAUUCGCGUGUAUGAUAGUACAGAGAUAUUGGCAUGCGGGAAAGAUGGUGAACCAGAGCCAAUUCAAAAAUUACAAGAUCUUGUAAAUAAAACAAUGUGGAAAAAGUGCUGUUUUUCUGGAGAUGGAGAAUACGUAUGUGCUGGGUCUGCCAGACAACAUGCAUUAUAUGUUUGGGAAAAAAGUAUUGGAAACUUAGUUAAAAUUUUGCAUGGAACUAAAGGAGAACUAUUAUUAGAUGUUGUGUGGCAUCCAGUAAGACCUAUCAUAGCUUCCAUUUCAUCAGGUGUAGUUUCUAUUUGGGCACAAAAUCAAGUAGAAAAUUGGUCCGCUUUUGCGCCAGACUUUAAAGAAUUAGAUGAAAAUGUAGAAUACGAAGAGAGAGAAAGUGAAUUUGAUUUAAGCGACGAGGAUAAAUCUGUAGUACAGGGUGAAGAAGCUCAAGAUGAAGAAAUUGAGGUAGAUGUAGCAUCAAUCGACAGAGUUGCUGCAUUUUGUAGUUCAGACGAAGAGACGGAAGAUAUAGGUUCUCUUCAAUUUUUACCGAUAUCUCCAGAUGUAGAGGAUUCAGAGGAUAAUCAAACUUCUCCUCAUGAACCACCAGUAAAGAAACAUCGUUCACAUAAUAUCGAUUUACAAGGUGCACCAACUGGAGAAACACAUCCCUUAUUGAAUAAAGGAAAGGAUAAACCUACUACAAAGAAAGGCAGACCUAGAUUAGAGCAUAGAAAAGGAAAAUAAUUUUUUUUUAAUUAUUCAUCGUACUCACAGAAAUCAAUAAAACGUGUCUUAUCAUAUGUAUAUAUUACAUCUAAGUCAUUUUGUAUUGAAAAGUGCAAAUAUUAUCUUAUUAAGAGGCAUAGAAUAUUUGCAAUAACUUUUCCAUAAACAUUUCUUACAAACAAAACUUGUUAAUAUUCUCAAUGUACUGUAUAAAAAUAAUAUUUAAAAAAUUUUUAAGUUUAAUCAAAAUCUACUAAUAUUCCAUAUAUUAUAUUGAUUAUAUUUUCAUAUACUGAACGGUUUAUUGCUUACAAAAAAAAAAAUAUAAUUUAAUUUUUUAACAGAUUACAAAUAUUUAUUGAUGGAAAAAGAAAGAAAGAGAGAAAAAAAAAAAGAAGAUUUUCUAUUUAAUUUCAAAUGUAUUAUGCUAAUAAUGUAAUAAAAUUGUACAGAAUAUGUCCUUCCUAUUUACAUGUU